This is a messenger RNA of Magallana angulata, 3523 nucleotides long. RefSeq names its product protein tyrosine phosphatase domain-containing protein 1-like. Gene Ontology annotation, molecular function: protein tyrosine/serine/threonine phosphatase activity; protein tyrosine phosphatase activity. The record is from RefSeq and is a predicted model, not a curated record. Lineage: Eukaryota; Metazoa; Mollusca; Bivalvia; Ostreida; Ostreidae. The coding region runs from base 175 to 2121 and encodes 648 amino acids. Gene Ontology annotation, biological process: protein dephosphorylation; cilium assembly. The transcript is spliced from 15 exons.
UUCGGAACUUCUCUAACUUUUUCCUAGCUUAGGAAUGGAAUGUUUUCGAUGACAACAAAAAUGGCUACAAAGAAUGAGAGAUCAUAGAUUUUAUCCUUGAUUGUAGGCCUUAUGGAACACAGAAACAGCACUUAGGCAGAUCAAAUAUAAAGAAACGAAUUCAAGAAGACCAACAUGGAGCCUGACCCUGAUGAGGUUAUAAACCCAGGGUCGGAGUCACUGGCCUGGAGCAAAGAGCAUGAGGAGAGGGCCAAAGGCAGACACCCCUCAGCUAAGUAUACCAAGUUUUCAGAGCAUGCCCGGUCCUUGAUUUCGGGCGAGAGGCAGUGUGCUUUGUUCUGUGGGGGCAAAAAAUGCAAAUAUUGCACCUCAGAAAACUGGACAAUCGACCAGAUGGCGAUAGAGGGACUCUAUUCCAACUGGGUGACAGACAACAUACUAGCCAUGGCUAGACCAUCCACCAAACAAAUGAAGGAACACAAGAUCCUGGAGCAGUUUCACAAAAAUGACAUCAAGAGUGUGCUGAAUCUCCAGAAGCCAGGGGAGCACGCAGACUGUGGGGAGGGGCUAGAGAAGGCAGGCUUCUCAUAUGACCCCCAGCUAUUGAUGGAUAAUAACAUUUUCUUCUACAAUUUUGGAUGGCCAGACUAUGGUGUAGCUGCCCUCAGUACUAUCCUUGAUAUGGUCAAGGUCAUUCAGUUUGGAGUGUCAGAGGGCAAGGUCGCUGUCCACUGCCAUGCUGGUCUUGGUCGGACUGGCGUGAUCAUUGCCUGUUACUUAGUGUACACCAACAGAAUGUCCGGCUCUGAAGCCAUUCAUUAUGUCAGAUCUCAAAGGAAAGGGGCCAUACAAACCAGAGGACAGAUGCAAUGUGUACAAGAAUUUGAACAGUAUCUCAAGCCUUUCAGAGUGGUGUUUGCCUCAAGAUCUAGGGUGAUGAAGAAGACUGGAAUAACUAAUUGGUCAGCUGGUUCACAUGAAUUCACACUACAGCAGUAUCUGAAUCGUCAGAAACACAUACUUCAUGGUUACGAGGCCAGGAAAUUGAAACAUGUGCCAAAGGUAAUAUAUGUAGUUUGUGAAAAGCUCCUACAGUUGGCUAGCCUAGGACAGUCCUUAAAUAAGUUCAGCUCGAGCAGCAGGCGCUUGACUCAAAGUAGCAUGAUGUCUGUACAGCUAGAGGAAGCAACAACCGAGUCUACUCAACGCAGUGGAUCAGACAUUUCUCUGAAAACCUCCACACAGAAUGGCAAGUCUUCUCAAAGGUUGAACUUCAGUAUAAGCGUCCCAGAGGGCCAAACCACGGGCGGUGGCAAAAUACCAAGAAAUGACUCGAACAAUUCGCUGCAGACUCAUAAGAUAUCAAGACCACCACUGAUGAAAAAUGGUAGUGUGAGUAUGGAGGACCUCAGUGAUGAAAAGUUAAAAGCAGUUUUAAAAAUCAGUGAAAAUAAUGAUUCGGACAGUAAUUCCUCUCGCGAACCAUCUAUAGCCUCGAGACAGAAUAGUGAGAUGGCCGAGAUCACCUCCACAGAUGAGCUGCUGGGCUCCACCUGCGUGGUGCUGUCAGUUAAACAAGUGGUGGAGGCACUGUCUGCAACGGAGAUCAGCGACGAACAGUUCGCUCAGGCGGAACAUUUAGAGACAAAGCUGAAUGAGAAUGAGGAUGCUUGGCAUGACCUAGUUCUGGAAAAUGACCCAGUUGUGCUGGCACAGGUCAUGUGGGAUUGGCUGGAUCACCUCAAGGUUCCUGUCUUAAGAGCCCAAGAUCUGACAUUGAUGGCACAAUUCUCAGAUGAUCCCGAUACAGGUCUCCAAAAACUAGAAAAGGGUACGAGAUUUACUUUGGAAUAUCUGAUCAAGAUAGUGGAAAAACUAAAACCAAUGGACAAGAGCACUGAGAACAGGGUGUUGGAGAAACUUCUGUCUUUUCUCACACAUCAGUGGGUGACCAUAUCAGACUCGAUGGCCAACAGUACGGACAGCUGGUCCAUGUCCACGCGGAGCAGCGACGUCGAUGAGGAUCACCAUUGGGGCACCAUGAAGCUGGGCAUGUCCGCAAAGUUGUAUGCAUUUGUCAGAAAUAUCCAGCAAAAAUUAGCUAGCAGCUCCACAAGUUAACCAUGUAACAAGUCAUAAUAAUGGUUUUCUUUUUUUUUUAAAUGGCUUUUUGAUUUUAGAAUUUGUUAUAUGAAUUGCAUUUUUUAAUUGAUUUCUUUUUUGGGGCUAUGAAGAGAUAUGGUGCACACUGCAAUAUGAUAUUAUUGUGAAUCAAUAAGAAUGUUAAUGUACUUCAAAUGUUUUUUUUUUUUUGGUUUUUAGUUUCCUUAUUCUUAUUUCCUACUUAGUACACCUACUUUUAUUCAAGCAUCCCCAGGACAUUAAUUAAUAAUUAUUUAAGGGUACUAGACCACUGAAUAAUCUCUCCAUAAACUUCUGGGAUAUCUUUAAAGUUAAGUUUUUGAUAAUAGUUACAAUUAUUUUUACAUAGCCAAUAAUUAUACUACUGUGCAGAGAAAUUGUGACUUAGAAAUUAGAACCAAAGGCCUUAUGUGCUUGAAAUCUGAAGGCCUUGGGAACCAGGCUGCCAGGCUAAUGAAGUAAAGGAAACCAAGUUAAGUUCUUUUUUCAGAGACCACUGAAUAGAGAGAUUCAUGUUUGUGCAUAAUAAGUUCAUUAAUAUAGUAUUCAUAUAUUAAUUUCGGGUUCUGAAGCCUUCUCUAACUGCAUUGAAAUUCAUUUCCCACUAAUUUUGUCUCUUUCUUACGAUUAUGGUUUUACCACAAUGGCAUGCAAAAUUCUUUUUUUUUAUCAGUAGUUUAUUUAGAGACUCCCUCUAUUACUAUUCACUUUUUUGCUAAAGCACUGGUAUAUGGGGUCUUUAAUUUCAAAACCAGGGUAUGGACAUAGAACAUGGAAGUGUGCAGCUCAUUUUAUGUUUGGGUCUAACUGCUAAGAACUUGCAGGCAUUAAUAACAAUCUUUAAUUGCCAUUUUAUUUAAGCAUAUAUUGCAUGCAAUACUAUCAAUUUAUACACUUGAAGGGGCGUGGUAGCAUGCAGUUUGUGUUUAAAUGUACACAUUUUAUAUUUUCAAAUUUAAGUAGUUUAGAUGCUUGACUAAAAUAUUUUCAACAGUUAACCAAAAACUUGAAAGUCAUAAUUCAAGGGAGGCACGAAACUCAAAAUUCUUUGUUAUGUAAACAUGCCUUGUUUUGUGUACUACUUAAUGGUAGCUGAAUAGAAGAAAGAAAGUGUUUAAAACUCGAAUUUAAAAAAAAAUGAUAGAAGACAAACACUUUAUUCUGUUUAUAUAUGUUUUUAUAAGCAACAUGCAAAUGAAAAAAAAAGAUAAAUAAUGGUUUCUUUACAAUAUACAAGCAACAAAGGAAAACGUGGCAACCAUCUUUAAGUUAACAUAACGAAGAAUUGUGAGUGUGUACAUCACAUAUAUCUCAACACAGGACAUUCACAUUUUAGUUAUUUUUGAAAAUAUCUGAGCAAAGCGUUGUUAACUAUAAGAAU